Molecule: messenger RNA, 2313 nt
Organism: Exophiala dermatitidis NIH/UT8656
Lineage: Eukaryota; Fungi; Ascomycota; Eurotiomycetes; Chaetothyriales; Herpotrichiellaceae
Product: actin beta/gamma 1
Exons: 3
Coding region: 1-2313 (770 amino acids)
Biological process (GO): regulation of DNA-templated transcription
Cellular component (GO): Ino80 complex; cytoplasm
Source: RefSeq, a predicted model, not a curated record
AUGACAAUCACCAACAUCUCCCGCAUCGCCUCUGAGCGUCGGUUGCCUACGCCUCCACCCGAUGGCCAGACGCGCUCGCAACCACGGAUAUACCCUGCCCCAGACUUUCCUUUCAAAGGAUACCAACCUCCGCAGCCGGAUGGCUGGCGACAAAGUGCUGCUACUCCGGACGAGAGUGCGAUCGUAAUAGACAAUGGCGCCCAUACGAUCAAAGCCGGCUUCUCCUUCGACAAGAACCCGCGACUUCUCGUGCCCCCGAUCGUGGCCAAGUUCAAAGACCGAAAAUACAACAAAUACUGUGCCUAUGUGGGCUACGAUGCAUAUGCCGACGCGACGACGCGUGGUCAGAUCAGGACCGCCUUCGAGCAGAAUACCAGCAUCCCGACGAACUGGGACAUUAUGGAGGGGAUCUACGAUUAUAUCUUUCUGAAGCUCGGGGUCGAUAACCAGGGCAGCGUGGGUCGACCGUUGGUGGUCACGGAGGCCGUCGCGAACUUGCCUCACAGCAGGAGGAUGAUGAAUGAGAUGCUCUUCGAGUGCUACGGUGCUCCCAGUGUCACCAUGGGCAUUGACAGUUUGUUCUCCUAUCGCUACAACAAGGGUACAUCCGGGCUGAUUGUAUCCUCCUCCCACACGUCGACGCAUGUGAUUCCUGUAUUGGAUCGGAAACCUCAGAUGCAAUCAUGUACCCGCCUGAAUUGGGGAGGCUCUCAAGCUCAGGAAUUUCUAUUGAAGCUUCUGCGCCUCAAGUAUCCCACGUUUCCUGGCAAGAUGACCAUGGAACAGAUGGAAACCUACAUCAAGCAGUACUGCUAUUUGUCAAGGGAUUUUUCGUCGGAAAUCGCCACCUAUCUGGACUGGACCGGGCUCGAAGAGGAACGAGAUAUCAUCAUCCAAUACCCUUACACCGAACAGGUGGUGGUUGAAAAAUCGGCCGAAGAACUCGCCAGGAUAGCGGAGCGGAAGAAAGAAUCCGGACGUCGUCUGCAAGAGCAAGCUGCAAAAAUGCGGCUGGAGAAACUGAUCAGAAAAGAGCAGGAGCUCGAAUACUAUCAAUCAGUGCAUAAACAAUACCUGGAAGCAACUACCAAGAAAGAGCAACGGCGAAUCUUGGACGAUGAAGAGCUCAAGGAUGAAGCCGCGCUAGAGCGGGUCAUCCGGGACCUGGACAAGUCGAUCCGAAAAUCGCGGAACAAAGAACUUGGGGCACCCGAAGAGGAAGAGAAGCUCGAAGAACAGCUGAACAAGUUUCCCCUGCUUGACGUGCCGGAUGAUCAAUUGGACGAGGAGGGGCUCAAGGAAAAGCGGCACCAAAGACUGAUGAAGUCUGGAGUCGAGGCCAGGAUCCGAGCCAAGGAAGAGAAGGAGCGGGAAAGAGCGCGUGCCGCCGAGGAAGAGAGACGCGACAUUGAGAUGCGAGAGACUCGGUUUGACGAAUGGCUCGCGGGUCGGCGACGGCAACGAGACCAGCUCCUGGCUAAGAUCAAGGAGCAAGCUAGGCAGAAGGCGGAUUCGGGAAACCGCAAAGGCAUUGCUUCGCAGAUGCGCAUGAAGACCCUGGCCAACCUGGCCGCAGAUGGACCGAAAAGAAAGCGCAGAGGUGGAGGAGAGUACGACGAUGACUUUGGUGCCAACGACGAGGACUGGGGAGUUUAUCGGACGGUGGCUACCGAGCCAGCAAGUGACGACGAGGAACCCGAAGAAGAUCCCUUGGAGGCGUUGAAGGCCGUGGAGAGUGAGCUUCUAGAGUUCGAUCCCGAGUUCUCGGAGAAGGACACGAUUGAAGCCCAGAAUGACUGGACCAAGAGUGUAUUGCACGCAUUCCUUCGGGGAGCAAGGCCUGCCGACCCCGACAGUCAACGGGAAGCAAACCAAAUCCACCUGAACGUUGAACGGAUCCGCGUGCCCGAGGUUGUAUUUCAGCCAGGAAUUGCCGGUGUCGACCAGGCCGGGCUGGUGGAAAUCAUCGAAGGGAUCGUCAUGGGCCGGUUUUCCGACCGUACUCAACAACAAGCGCUGCUCACGGAUGUCUUUUUGACCGGUGGCAAUACCAUGUUCCCGACCUUUGAGGAACGCCUCAAGACAGAGCUGGUCGCUGCCAUGCCGGAUGAUUUCACAAUCAAUGUGCGCAAGGCCAGUGACCCCAUCCUUGACGCUUGGAAAGGCGCGGCCAGCUGGUGGAACUCCCCCGAUACCCCUAGUCGAGAAGCUGCCACUGUUACCCGCGCAGAGUAUCUGGAGAAAGGAAGCGAUUACAUCAAGGAACAUGAGCUGGGCAACUUUGUCUCGCCGCUCUAUGGAUUUGGAGGAUGA